This is a messenger RNA of Anguilla anguilla (European eel), 8574 nucleotides long. RefSeq names its product interferon regulatory factor 2 binding protein 1 (gene irf2bp1). Gene Ontology annotation, molecular function: metal ion binding; transcription corepressor activity. The coding region runs from base 960 to 2855 and encodes 631 amino acids. Gene Ontology annotation, cellular component: nucleus. The record is from RefSeq and is a predicted model, not a curated record. NCBI's taxonomy places the organism in Eukaryota, Metazoa, Chordata, Actinopteri, Anguilliformes, Anguillidae. The transcript has 2 exons. Gene Ontology annotation, biological process: regulation of transcription by RNA polymerase II.
UGAGCCCGUCAAGUACAUAUUUGUGUACAGCUCAGACAUGCAAGGAAUGUUUCCUGCGUUUGCGCAAUAGAACAGCAACGCGGGGGAGGAGCAGGAGGAAGUGGUGAUGUUACUGCGUGAUGUGGAGCAUUGUGGGUAAUGAAGUUCAUCUUUUCGAAAGUGAUCAUUUCGAGUUAGGUUAAAGAAAAAGUACACGUUACUAAUCAAUGCGAUAGCAGGGUGUCAUAUUUAUUUACAACGGGGAUGCAAUUAUAUAUAUAUAUUAUAUACACGUGCGUAUUGAAAAUACACGCGUGCUACAUGCUUAAAUACAUUUGUCUUAAUGUUUAGGCUAAUUACACAGCUAGUUGCGUAACGCUAUGGUACCAGUGGAAUUUACGUUUAUUUGAUUAUAUGUCAGCUUCGUGCACAUGUCCAAAUAUCAAUUUAAGCAAUUCAUUUGAGUUGUUAGGUGAAAGCAGUGAGCAAGUCAGAACGACUACUUCGUUAGCUUGCGCUGUGCGCCAAUGUUGUUUGCUAUAGUUUAGUAAAGUUUAUAAUGUAUACCUGAUGGUAACCGAAAACCAUUCCACUGUUCAGAUGCAUAUAUUUAAUAAAAACUAUCUUAGAGUCGCUUUAUCUGUAAAUUGCGAAUAUAUGCCCAAUUUACCCUUUCGACAUUCCCUUUUAGCUCAGACAGUCGCUCACAAAAGACUACAGGUUCCAGGAUGCAAAGCUGCGGAGUUGUGUAAGUUUCCAGCGUCUUCUAAGAGAAACACUUCCACUCUGUCAGAGGCUCAGCCAGCCGAAGACGAAAACAAAACUUUAGAAAAAGGAAAUAAUCACCAAAACCGACAAAUAGUUAUUCGGUGAAAAGGCGUAAGUAGGCGCCGAACGUUCGGGACCAAUUGGACACGGGCUGGAAACGGGAAAUCGGCAAUAAGGGAGAUUUAAUAAAGCGAGUGAGAGGGCCUGUUAAAAUGUCCUCUGCUUCGCAGGCAUCCUCCAGGCGGCAAUGGUGCUACCUUUGCGAUUUGCCCAAGAUGCCGUGGGCCAUGAUCUGGGAUUUUAGCGAAGCCGUGUGUCGCGGCUGCGUUAACUACGAAGGGGCUGACAGAAUCGAGUUCCUUAUCGAGACCGCCAGGCAGCUGAAGAGAACACACGUGAUGCAGGAUGGCAGGUCUCCCGGCCCCCAGCCAGGGAAGCAUGGCCCAGGUGGAAAAGAUGGGUUGAUGGAGGGAGGGCGGCAGCCCAGCGAGCGCUUUGAGAGGGGAAGGGUGGAAUACGGGGUGCCUGCGCGCCUCCCUAACGGCAUCCCCAGGCCGGAGGAUGGGGGCCCACCAGAAGUUAGCAGGCAAAGCCCCAACGCUAGACGGGCUAUGGUGGGGGCCAUACCCCCAAACCUAAUGGCACAGGGGUUGGUGGGCCCCCCCCACAACCUGUUGGCCGCCGUGCCUGCCAUGAACUCCAGGGCCGCCGCAACGCCCCUGACCAUCAGCGGGCCCAUCCUGAGCGAGCUGAGCAAGCGGCAGGCCAUGGGCAUGGGCAUGGGCGUGGCCUCCUUCAUGAGCCCCGACUUUGAGAAGGAGCUGAAGGAGAAGCAGAGGAACGCCGAGGCCCUGGCCGAGCUGUCGGAGAGCGUGCGCAACCGCGCCGACGACUGGGCCGGCCGGCCCAAGGCCGUGCGCGACUCCCUGCUGGCGCUCUCCAGCUGCACCCCCUUCAACGUCCGCUUCAAGAAGGACCACGCGCUGGUGGGCCGCGUCUUCGCCUUCGACGCCAAGCCCGGGCUGGAGUUCGAGCUGAAGAUCUUCGCCGAGUACCCCUGCGGCUCGGGGAACGUGUUCUCCAGCGUGCUGGGCCUGGUCAAGCAGAUGUUCCACGACUGCCAGAAGGACACGGGCAAGGCCAUCAACUCGGGCUUCAAGUACGUGGAGUACGAGAAGCGGCACGGCACGGGCGACUGGCGGCUCCUCUCCGAGCUGCUGGGCGACGGGGUGCGGGCCUUCAAAGACGCCCCGGGGGCCGACGCCCUGCCGCAGCCCUACCUGGAUGCCAGCUGCUCCAUGCUGCCCACCGCCCUGUGCAACAUGGGCCGGGUGGCCCCGCCCCGGCCACGCCGGCGCAGGACGUCCCCCGACCCGGAGAGCAGCGACAAGCUGCUGGUGGAGGAGCAGCUGCGGCACUGGGCCCCCGGGGGGUACCCGGGCAUGGUGGCGCACCUGCCCGCCCCGUCCCUGCCCGGCGCCGCCCAGCCCCCGCCCCUGCAGGAGGGCGCGGCCGCGCACGCCGAUCCCUCCCCCAUCUCGGCGCUCAUGAGCGUGGCCGACAACCUGGGCGGGGCGGGGCAGUCGCCGAAGGACGCCGCCGCCGCCGCGCGCGACGCGCCGUCCCCAGGCCAUCUCCGUCCUUCGGGGCGGCAGAGCGGGGGCACCCCGCCCGCCACCUCCCCCGCCGGGCAGCCGCGACGGCUGGCCUCGCGGAACGGGGAGCCCCACGGGGGCGGGGGCGGGAGCAGCUCGGCGGCGGGCAUCGGUCUGGCCGCGCUCCCCCUGGUGGCCGCCGGCGACCAGGGCGCGGUGGCAGGCGGGGAGGCCUCGGGGGGGGCGGGCGGCGCCCCGCUCUGCUGCACCAUCUGCCACGAGCGGCUGGAGGACACCCACUUCGUCCAGUGCCCCUCCGUGCCCGGCCACAAGUUCUGCUUCCCCUGCACGCGGGACUUCAUCCGCGGCCAGGGCCCUGGCAACGAGGUGUACUGCCCCAGCGGCGAGAAGUGCCCCCUGGUGGGCUCCAGCAUGCCCUGGGCCUUCAUGCAGGGAGAGAUCUCCACCAUCCUGGCCGGGGACGUCAAGGUGAAGAAAGAGCGUGACCCCUAACUGCGACGGGGGACCCCGGAGCACGUGGAACAUGAUGCCCCCCCCCCCCCCCAUUCCUCAACGAUGAGAAAGCACUGUUCGUAUGAUGCGAAACUUGGAGGCUGUCUGUUUCUGCCUCUUACAGAAGAGAGUUGGGGGGAGAGGGGAACCAUAGAUCACCAGAGCCAUAGAUUGAGGGGGGGACCUCAGCCAGCCCCCCCUCGCCUUUUUGUAAUCCCAUCCUGCACCCCGCCACCCCCCCUUAUUGGAAGAGGACACCUCAUCCCCACUGUCUCCUGUCUUUUCUCUCCUGCUUUCUGGUUCUUUUCAGAAUCGCACCGAUUGAAUUUUUGAGCAGACUAAAGUGAUGCCCUGUGUGCAGGAGGCGUGGACAGACUCGAGCAUCGCCAGUGCUGUCUGUCUUUCUGCAGCAAGGGCUCCGCGUCCCCUGUGGGGCUCUGCGGGAGUCAGGCGAUCACCCGUCUCCCAUGGUUCACCCCAUUGGUCCUUCUCACUAUGAAGCAACAGCGAAGGUACACCACACCGAUGGUCAGAGAAACGAGUGGACCUUUCUGCGAGUACUUUAAAAAGUCUUCACCUCGCCUAGUAUCCCAAGCAUGUGUGAUAUAAAUCCCUCUUUAUAUUUUAUACCGUACAUACAUACAAAUGUAAUUAUUGUUUUUCUUUCAAGGGUUAUAGAUGUGCAAUCUCUAGUUUUGAUACAAUACUGCUUUAUGUACCACUAAGUAUAAAAGUGAAUAGUAAACCAAAGAUAGCUAUAUGCUUAAAUGGGCAAAAUAUGUAAUACAUAAUCUGUAUUUUUGUGGCAUUUGGCUUUUUAUGUCUUCGAGUAAUAGGGAAGUAAUUUUGUUGAAUAUGGUGUAUGUCUGGAGCUUGGAUUGGAAGCUUUCAGGGAAGACAGUUGUUCACAAAAGAAUGUAAACAGCCAAGCAACUCGGUGUGUUUGUACUGUUAUCCCUAGAGUAGGUCUUGUAAAUCAUUACCAUUGAAACAAAAUGGAGGCUACUUCAUUGUAAAAUUGUGAAAAGAUGAUAGUGGGCAGGCUGUAUGGCUCUGUGCAUUUACCUGGACAGGCAUAGCCUAUCUGGGGGCAUGUGGCACCUUUUUUAAAUACACACUUGUCCUUGGGGGAGUUGAGAAGGUCCCUUGCAACUUGCUUAUCUAACCUGGUUACAACCCUGAAUUGUACUUUGAACAUAAAUGAUGUUUUGGACUAGCGUUAUAGCACCUGUUUGUUCCUUUGUCAUUUCGUUUACUGAAAUUGAAUAUGUACUAUACACACACGCCGUUCUCUUCGGGACAGUAGGCGUUGCUUCACUGCAGGUUACAUGGAUGAAAAGAUUAGAAUGUUUGGGCGCGCUAGGGGAACCUGUUGGUGGCAUCCGGGUUGCAACAGGAAGCGAACAGUUGGCCAGUUCGUGGGAAGCCACGGUGCAGGAAACGGAUUGUGUUUCAUGCGCUCUGGUCUGUCGUUCAGGCGAGGCGGAAUUCGCCCGAGGGUAUCUGAGGUUCAAGAACUCUCUGCUUUUUUCGUGAGCUGCGCUAUAGUCUAAGGGAGCGGGGAGGUUUUUAACGACGCCCUCGCGGGAGAUUUUGGUCUGCGAUUAGUUGAUGUUUCGUGUUGCUACAUGCCCCGCUAUUGAAAGCCAAAGACGAGUAUGCUACAGUUACUAUUGUCUGUUUAGGUGGUUGAAACCGUAAAAGCACUUCCUCUGGCCCCGAAAAUGUCCCUCUGCCUGAACAAUGCCCAUGUAUGAAAUUCACAGGCUGUUAUCAUUCUGUUAUAGCGAUUUAUUCACACCAACAUGAAGAAUGGCCUUCUCGCGUUUAGCUUCAUUCUUUUUUUUCUUUUUCUUUUUUUGCAGGCGAUAACAUGAACAAAAACAUUUGAGCAGUGUCGUACGUGUGCUGCCGAAACUGUUCGUUUUAGAAAUAAGUCCGCAUUGAGCUUGUCAGUAUGGAAUCGUCGUCAUGAUUAAUGCGAGAAAAGGGAAGUCGAACAUGCUACAUCCUGUUCGUCCGAAAUAAUAGUUUUCUUAUUAUUUAAAUUUUUAUUUUUUUGUUGCUUUGUGAAAAGAAACUAGCUCUCCAGGGAUAUACGCUGACAGACUAUAAUCCUGGAGCCAUAGUCUUCAGGCUUUAUGGUAGUUUACUGUAGUAUGACUGAAAUUGUAAUGUAUUGCAGCUAUUUCAGUAUCUCUCAUUUCCAGAAGUGUGCGUCACUAGGAGUACUGUAGUGUUAAAAAAAAAAAAAAAAAAACUGCAUACAGUAUAUUAUGAAAUACCGAUGCAUUAAAUAUUAUAUAAAGCCAUAUCAAUGAUAUAUUUAUUGUGACCUAUUUUGACAUUAAAAUAAGUCCCCCCCCCCCCCCAUAUUUGAACAGAAACCAGUUUGAGGCUGAUCCUCUUGCAUUGAGUUUCAGUAGUCUGCAGUAUUUCUUAUGCCUGUCCAUGCGCAGUUUCACUUUAGUUUGGCAGCUGUCAUCAGAUGGAGGAUGUUUAAAACGCUACCGUCAUGUGGCUCGCUAACAAAAUCAAGCUUUUCCUAUGUGUGGAAUUGGCUUAGUGUCUGCUUGAAAAUUCACAUUAUUCGGUUUCACAUGUGCAUGCGGGACACACUCGUUUCCCUGUAACCUCUCCCUUUCCCCGGAAUAUCUGAUGACUGGACACGGAAGAACGAAGCUUCGUGAACUCGCGGAAACCGGUGUUGACCGAGUGUUGUCAGUGCCUUGCUUAUCUGAACCAAACGUAGUGCUUUCCUGUGAAUAGCCGGGUGUUUGGAUUUGACCAUAAAAGUCGGUGAUUGAUAGCACAUGAUCACGGCAAUAAUAAUGCGGUUCCGUGACGUCACUGCGCUUACUCAUUAGGCGGUGGUGGCCUGGGCUCCUCCCCCUAACAGGUCUGCGCAUUGCACAGUGCUUAUUGGCCAGCCUUCAUUCAUAAAAUUGGUAAUCUAUACUGCCCGAGGGGUGCUGGAUAUUAGUAACCCGCCCCCCCCCCCAUAUAUUUUUUGGUCAAGGCUCACCAUUUUGAUUGGUUGUGACCGUAGGUAAGACAUGUUCUGCAAAAAAAUGUGUCUUCUGUCCUCCGUUCAAUUUGAGCUGACAUCCCCAAGGUUUUUGCAACAAUGAUAAAUUAGUAUUUUUGACCACUUUUAAACCCACAGAACCAAUCCUGUGAAGCAGAAGAAGCACUUCGCUGUGAAGCCUGUCGUUUCUGAUGGGCAGCGUACAGCAUGAAGCAGAGGUGUGAUUUCGGUCUCGCUUCGGUCUGCUCUGGACAGCGCUGAUAUAAUUAUUGUAGCGCUGUGAAAGCAAGGCACUUUCCCCUUUCCCUUUUUAUAAAAACCUGUAAGCGCUCAUGCAGUUCCUUAAUUUCUAAAAUGAGAUUUGUGAGAGUGCCCGUUGAUGUGUUUUCAUCAGUAAAGCGCAGCUCUGUGGAGUGUAAGCUAAAGGUAAAAAUGCUGUGUUCCAUUCGAGCUUCUCUCAGGAUGACGAUAAGGUCACCCGUUUUUGUUAGAUGUUAGUGAAAUGUUGCUCGUUAAAACGACAGUUCCUGUCCGUUGACGAGCAGCGCGUCCUUUCGCGGGUAUGAAGUGAAAUGCUGCUUUCGUUACUGACGCGUCCUCGGGAAUCGGAUUUCACACUCGUUCUGAGUGCAGCCGUCGGCUGGGCUGCUGCCACUGGACGGCAGGCUGGCUGUGUCUUCUCAUCCUAAGCCUGGAUCCGUGUGCUCUUCAUCCUUAAAGCGCUUUGCACAGUCACUCGUGAGGCCCAGUGUCCCUUCCACCCAGCGCACCUCAGUCCCUGUGAGAUUUCAGAGUGGGGACCUGUGUCUGUAGCGCCUGUGCAUUUCUGGGACAGGGGGCUGUGUCUGUAGAGCCUGUGCAUUUCUGGGACAGGGGGCUGUGUCUGUAGAGCCUGUGCAUUUCUGGGACAGGGGGCUGUGUCUGUAGAGCCUGUGCAUUUCUGGGACAGGGGGCUGUGUCUGUAGAGCCUGUGCUUUUCUGGGACAGGGGCCUGUGCUUUUCUGGGACAGGGGGCUGUGUCUGUAGAGCCUGUGCUUUUCUGGGACAGGGGCCUGUGUCUGUAGAGCCUGUGCUUUUCUGGGACAGGGGCCUGUGCUUUUCUGGGACUGGGGGCUGUGCUUUUCUGGGACAGGGGCCUGUGCUUUUCUGGGACAGGGGGCUGUGUCUGUAGAGCCUGUGCAUUUCUGGGACAAGGGCCUGUGCUUUUCUGGGACAGGGGGCUGUGCUUUUCUGGGACAGGGGGCUGUGUCUGUAGAGCCUGUGCAUUUCUGGGACAGGGGCCUGUGCAUUUCUGGGACAGGGGCCUGUGCUUUUCUGGGACAGGGGGUUGCUGUGGUAACUGAAGCCCCCGGUGCUUUAAUGUUCCCUUGUGUUUUACUAACAUCAGAGGGAGCGUUUUGUUUUUUGUUUUUCAUUCUUCAAGUCCAAAGAUAUGGGCUCAGAAGUAUUGAUUUAAAAUAUAAAAUAUGUCUGAUACAGAAUGACAGCCUCUUACUUAGAUACCUCUGUCUCUUGACCCAAGGCUAUGCCAGGGAUCAUAAGGUAAAGAUGGCAUGUUUGUGUUGUCACUUUGUGAGGAGCUUCACUGAUCACAGAGUUUGUUGUUGGGAAGAAACCAAACAACCCUGAUGGUGAUUGUUGGAUACUUUCUGGCUAUAGCUUACUUUGAGAAAGGGAUUCCUUUAUUGCUGAAGGGACUAUAGCUACAAAGUAUCCACCAAUUAGCGAUGACUUUGCUCAUACUUGUUAUUACCAACAUGCUCCUUGAUUGGUGGAGAGGAAAGCAAUGAUUAUAAGGGGAAAGCAAUGAUGCCGCUGUCUUUCCCCUGUGUUAUUAUCCAUGCACAAGGGGCAGUGUGGCCGUGUUCCUGGAAGGACCCGGUUGUGUUGUUUUUCCUCUAAACCAGGCCUGGAACGCGUUUGACCCGAGGUCACAUGUCUGAUCCGGGCGGGCCAAAGCCAGUACGUUUCAGACGAGGGAAGUUCAGGUGACUCCGAGCUGCCGGCCGGACCAGUGUGCGCGCUCCUUAGCACAAACCGUUAGCAGCAGCCCUCGCCACACGCUGAUGCUGGAGCUGAAUGUUUAUUGACGAUCAGGACAAUCCCCCCUCUCUUCUCUAAUUGCACUGAACACUCAUCAAUUUCUGUCAUGAAGUGCCUUUUCAUGGUUUUUACUGUCUAAAAGCACUUUACAAAGAUUUAACUGGUGGCUGAAGCAUGUUUGUACAGUACGGACUUUCGUCAAAUGAGUGGAACUGCGUAAUUGGCUACAAACAAGUAUUCUACAUAAUUCAAAAUUAUUAUUUUUUUUUUUCAUGGAGUUGUUUGGCCCCUACCGAUGUUGAUGUCAUUGCCUUCUGUUCAGUCUUUCGCCCUUCCUGAUUAUCUUUUAACAGUCCAAGGUUAAACUGUUCACUCUCUCCUCUUUUUUUCUAAGUGUAUCCAGUGUGCAAAAUAAAACUGUUUCCUCCAUGCGUUGGUUCUGCAGCAGUUAAUUUCACUGUUCAGCAUGGAUGUUCUCUAUGGAUUAACUGCUGAGUUAGCAGUCUCUGAGAUUGUUCUGUAUUGCCGGUGUCAUGUUAUGUUGUGUUAUUUUUUAGCCACCUUCCCGUGUUUAUAGUAUAAACCACUUUCUUACAUGAAUGGAAACCAUUAAACCUACAAAUAAAAAGUUGAAUGGCAUUGCUCAUA